CUGAUACAUUGCAUGGAAUAACUCUUAAUCCAAUCCAUAAACUAUUAUUAAAUGAGCUAAACCCUUUUCUAAUUGAUGCCAGAGAACCUGAUGAAAUUAAAACACUCGAUAUGAUUCCUGGAGCCAUUAAUGUACCACUGGGUUCAAUUGCAAAGGCAUUUUCCUUGACUGAUAAUGAAUUCUUUAAAAAAUAUAAUGCAAAUAAGCCAGGAAAAUAUGAAAAAAUUAUCGUAUAUUGCCGAUCUGGGGCUCGAAGCACAACAGCAAGGCGAAUUCUUCAUUCUCUCGGAUUUUCUAAGUAUACACUAUUAUUUUAG
Molecule: messenger RNA, 317 nt
Organism: Protopolystoma xenopodis
Lineage: Eukaryota; Metazoa; Platyhelminthes; Monogenea; Polystomatidea; Polystomatidae
Source: the annotation of a GenBank genome assembly